Messenger RNA from Ananas comosus (pineapple), 1825 nucleotides. RefSeq names its product WD repeat-containing protein RUP2-like. The coding region runs from base 352 to 1605 and encodes 417 amino acids. NCBI's taxonomy places the organism in Eukaryota, Viridiplantae, Streptophyta, Magnoliopsida, Poales, Bromeliaceae. Gene Ontology annotation, molecular function: protein binding. The transcript has a single exon. Gene Ontology annotation, biological process: response to UV-B. The record is from RefSeq and is a predicted model, not a curated record.
AUAGCGCAGGAAAAGUUUGUGUGUCUUAGUCGAAUAUUUAAACUACCACAUAUAUACCAAAUACAAUUUCGACGACCCAUAACAACUCCCAUUUCCAACGUAACGUAACGCACUUCCCCACCAAUCAUCCUAACACCACCUCGCAAAAAUAAGCCCACGCACCAACACUACGCGAUCGAACAACGAAACAAGUUUUAUUAUUAAGGGGGAGCCAAAUUAAUCCUACUCGAUCACGGUACCAUAUAUUCUCCUCCCUCGAUCCCCAUGAUGAUAAAAUAUUAAAAGCCCGAAUCUUUUAGUUUCCAAUCCAUUAGCUCACAGAGCCAGCUGAUCUCUCACUAUGCAUGGGCAAUGAACAACACCUCCUCCUCCUCCUCCUCCUCCUCCUCUCACUACGUGGAGAAAGAAGAAGAUGAAGGAGAAGAAGAGGAGGAGAGAGCGAAGUGCGAGUGGGACUUCCACCUAGCUGCGGUGGUGUCGUCGUCAUCGUCGGGGAAUCUCGGCGCUUCGGACGCCAUCGGGGCCAUCGACUUCGACCCCUCGGGACGGCUCCUCGCCACGGGGGGGAUCGCGAGGAAGAUAAGGGUGUACGAGGUCGAGCGCCUGUUGUCGCCGAGCGAGAGAGGAGGAGGAGGUGGUGAGGCGCGGGCGACGAGUUUCAAGGACCACGCGGGUUGCUGCGCGCGCUGCGUGUGCGCGCCGGCGAAGCUGAGCAGCGUGAGGUGGCGGCCGGACGGGGCGGGGCGCGUGGUGGGAUGCGGCGACUACGACGGCGUGGUGGCGGAGUACGACGUGGCGGAGGGCGGCGGCGCGGCGGUGUUCGAGCGCGACGAGCACGCGGGGCGGCGGGUGUGGAGCGUGGACUACGCGCCCGACGGGUCCCUGGGCGCGUCGGGCUCCGACGACCGCAGCGCCCACGUCUGGGACGCGCGCUCCGGCCCCGGCGCGGCGGCGCUGGUCGGGGUGGCGCGCGCGGGGGGCGCGGUGUGCUGCGUGGAGUUCGACCCCGGCGGGGGCCCCUGGGUGGCGCUCGGGAGCGCGGAUCGCAAGGCCUACGUGUACGACCUGCGCGCGAUGGGGCGCGGCGCCGCGGGGGUCAUGGAGGGGCACGCGCGCGCCGUGACCUACGUGCGCUUCGCGGGCGCGGGAAGCGUGGUGACGUCGGCGGCGGAUGGGACCCACCGCAUGUGGGAUUGGCGGGAGGGGAAAGAGACGAGGCGCUACGCGGGCCACGCGAACGGGAGGAGCUUCGUGGGGAUGGGGGUGUGGAGAGGGGCCGGGCUCGUGGGUAGCGGGUCGGAGACCAACGAGGUGUUCGUGCACGACCUCCGUUGGAAGGAUCCGAUAUGGGUUCGCGGGUUCGGGGGGAGCUCCGGGGACGUCGCCGCGGAGAGGGUGUUCGUGAGCGCCGUGUGUUGGAGACAAAAUAAUGCUAAUAAUAAUAAUAAUAAUAAUAAUAAUAAUAAUAAUAACAAUAACAACAACAACAAUGUUUACGGCGAUAAUUAUAAACUGGGAAAAGAUGAAGCGGGGUUGCUCGUCGCGGGGGGCUCCAAUGGGGUUCUGCAGGUGUUCGUUUGCAGAAGAAAAGAAGAGUUGAAUUAAACAAAAACAAAAACGAAAAAGAAAAAGACAAAGAAGAAGAUGAUGAUGGUUUAAUUUGUUUUUUCUUUUUUUCUUUUUUUCUUUUUUUUGGUGUUUUAUUUUGGUUGAAAGAGUUGAAUUAAAACUUCGAACACUGUAUGAUUUGAGAAGGAUUCGAUAUGAUGAUUCAUUUGUAAUUCGGAUUCUAACAGGAAAGAUGAAUUUCUUUUUUUCUUUUUUU